CGCAAUCACUCUCUCUCUCUCUCUCUCUCUCUCCAUCAUCAUUCAACAACCUCAUAUCAGAAUCCAAAGAACCCAAAAAAAGACAACAGUAAAAGAAAAACCCCAGAAUUAAUAUAAAACAUUCCCCUUUCUGCAAAAGGAAAGCUGGAUCAUCAGAAAAACAGAGCAAAUUAAAACAAACAUAAAUGAGACCGCCACCACCGCCAAGAAGAUCACUGGAGCUAUCAGCAGCAUCCCAAGUAGCUGAAUUUGGCUUCGUCCACCUCACUCCGUCGCUCUCCUCCCCUCCCCCCACCAGACAAACGACAUGCGUUUCGCACACCUGCCGCUGGUGGCCCUACUCUGGCUCCAAAGAGUUCGAGGCCAACGCCGCCAUGGUCAUAAUCAUCCUCCUCUCCGCCCUCAUUUGUGCUUUGGGCCUCAACGCCGCCAUCCGCUGCUUCCUCCGCGGCGGCGGGAGCGACGACGACAACAACAGCCCACGGGACAACGAUGAUAACAGUCAUCUUCCGCAGACCCAGCAAGAAUUGGUUCAAGCUCAGCAGAAGAGCAAUGUGGCGGGAGUUUCGUGCCUGGAGGGGGCGCCGGAAGUGUUCUACUCGGCGGCGAUGAAGGCGAGGCUGGCGGGGGCGGAGGCGGAGUGCGCCAUUUGUUUGUCGGAGUUUGUGGAGGGGGAAGGGAUCAGAGUGCUGGGGAGGUGCAAACAUGGCUUCCAUACUCACUGCAUACAGGAGUGGCUGUCUUCUCACUCCUCUUGUCCCACCUGCCGCAGCACGUGCCUUCCUCAAUCGCCGCCUCCAUCGCCACCACAACCCACCACGGACAAUAGUUCCCAGCAAAUUCCCGCGCAGGAAAGCGGUCCAUAGAGCUAGCCGCUGUACACAACAUCUGCUGAAUGCUGAUCCAUGCAAACAGAUAGGAAGUUCAGUGUGUGCCUGUAUAACUUAUGGGGGUGGAUUGAUAUAACGUUUCUCUUUCCAGCCGUUUCGAACUGCCAGCCAAUGUCUCUUUCUGCAAAAAGUACCAACGCACCGCGAACUUGCAACGUAGUUUCAUAACUGAAGCGUAGUGCUAGAAUCAAUCGUGCACGCUGCUCGGGUCAGUCAGUCACGAAGCACGUCCCUUUGGGUCAGUCAGUCACGAAGCACGCCCCUUUGUGCGCAACUGACCGUAACAUCCCACAGUGCUUAUAAGUUAUGUCGAAUUACUUUUUUUUGGGUGGUUGAAGAUAAGACCCAAUGCAUAGGU
This is a messenger RNA of Prunus dulcis (almond), 1248 nucleotides long. Its product is annotated as RING-H2 finger protein ATL79. Gene Ontology annotation, molecular function: transferase activity. The transcript is spliced from 2 exons. Gene Ontology annotation, biological process: protein ubiquitination. Lineage: Eukaryota; Viridiplantae; Streptophyta; Magnoliopsida; Rosales; Rosaceae. The record is from RefSeq and is a predicted model, not a curated record. Bases 186 to 866 code for a protein of 226 amino acids.